Messenger RNA from Phycomyces blakesleeanus NRRL 1555(-), 1068 nucleotides. RefSeq lists its product as hypothetical. Gene Ontology annotation, cellular component: 90S preribosome; ribosome; cytosolic small ribosomal subunit. Gene Ontology annotation, biological process: cytoplasmic translation; ribosomal small subunit assembly. Gene Ontology annotation, molecular function: structural constituent of ribosome. Lineage: Eukaryota; Fungi; Mucoromycota; Mucoromycetes; Mucorales; Phycomycetaceae. The record is from RefSeq and is a predicted model, not a curated record. The transcript has 3 exons. Bases 83 to 934 code for a protein of 283 amino acids.
AGACAUACCUUGGCCUUCACCCAAAAGUAUUCUGCACCUUAACUUGCCAGAAUCAAACGAUAGCCGUCUAUUGAAAUAAACAAUGUCUCACGUACCAGCCAUCCUCAACCCCACCGAGAAGGACCUCCAGCUCUUGCUGGCCGCCCAGUGCCACCUCGGCAACAAGAACGUGAACACCCGCAUGAUUCCCUAUGUUUACAAGCGCCGCGCUGAUGGUAUCAACAUCAUCAACCUUGGCAAGACUUGGGAGAAGUUGGUGUUUGCUGCCCGUGUGAUCGUGGCUAUUGAAGACCCCAAGGACAUCGUAGUCAUCUCUGCCCGUCCUUAUGGCCACCGUGCUGCCUUGAAGUUCGCCAAGUACAUUGGUGCCGAGGCUAUCGUCGGUCGUUUCACACCCGGUACCUUCACUAACUACAUCACCCGCACUUUCCGUGAGCCCCGUCUGAUCAUCUGCACUGAUCCCCAUUCUGACUUCCAGGCCAUCAAGGAAGCCUCAUAUGUCAACAUCCCUGUCAUCUCUCUUGCUGACACCGAUGCUUUCCUCCAGUAUAUUGAUGUGGCCAUUCCCACCAACAACAAGGGUAAGCACGCUCUUGGUCUUAUAUAUUACCUCCUUGCCCGUACCGUCCUCCGUCUCCGCGGCACCCUUGACUACGCUUCCGAGUGGGAUGUCAUGGUUGAUAUGUUCUUCUACCGCGAGCCCGAAGAGGCUGAGAAGGAGCAGAUCGCCGCUGCCGCCGAAGGAGGCCUUGAGGCUGGUGAAUGGGGAGGUGCCCAAGAGGUCGACUGGACCAUUGAGGGCGCCGUCGAUGGCCCCGCUGGCAUUGCUGCCGCCGCCAACGCAACCGCUUCUGCCGAUUGGUCUACCCAGGCUGCCACUUCUGACUGGGCUGAGGAUGUAAACCCUGCUGCUCCUACUUCUUCGUGGGAUUAAAUUUCAAUCAAAAGAAAAUAAGACAAGAUCCAAAGCUUUCAUAGAUCAAAUAUGAAGCUAUUUUGGAUCACUAAAAACGCAAAGAAAAAGAAAAUAAUAAAAUCGUUGACUUUUUGUUUGUUUGUUUGUUAAAU